ACAGCUGAGUGCAGAUCCGUAAGUAGUUGCAUUUUGCAUUUACUACAGAAAACACACUCGGCAACUAUGAACUGCGGUUGUACUUGGCUUGUGAUGCUGCUUCUGGCACUGCUCGGUACCGCCUGGGGCUCCAGCUGUCCGACCGGCUUCAGCAGCGAGACGAAUCUGUGUGUCAAGGAACGGCCCGUGCAUGGCACCUGCCCGCCCGGUUCGACCUAUCAGCUGAAUAUCAAUAAGUGUGUGCAUGCUUAAGGUCUCCGAUAUAUGUGUAUAUAUAUUUUAAAUAUUCCUAUACAUUUUGUGCCCAAGGUAAAGACAACCGCGGCAAAUAAAUCCAAAGCAGAAAAGAA
Messenger RNA from Drosophila novamexicana, 350 nucleotides. RefSeq lists its product as uncharacterized. Bases 67 to 252 code for a protein of 61 amino acids. The transcript is spliced from 2 exons. The record is from RefSeq and is a predicted model, not a curated record. NCBI's taxonomy places the organism in Eukaryota, Metazoa, Arthropoda, Insecta, Diptera, Drosophilidae.